AUGGGAGCAGCAGGGCAGUUUGCUCUGGCGCUUGCUGUGUCUCAUUUGGCUCGGUGCCUCUUUGGUCUCGCGUCCUCGCUCCCCAUGGGUGCAACAGAGCCGUUCGCUCUGGCGCUUGCUGUGUCUCAUUUGGCUCGGUGCCUCUUUGGUCUCGCGUCCUCGCUCCCCAUGGGCGCAACAGAGCCGUUCGCUCUGGCGCUUGCUGUGUGUGUCUCAUUUGGCUCUGUGCCUCUUUGGUCUCGCGUCCUCGCUCCCCAUGGGCGCAACAGAGCCGUUCGCUCUGGCGCUUGCUGUGUGUGUCUCAUUUGGCUCUGUGCCUCUUUGGUCUCGCGUCCUCGCUCCCCAUGGGUGCAACAGAGCCGUUCGCUCUGGCGCUUGCUGUGUCUCAUUUGGCUCUGUGCCUCUUUGGUCUCGCGUCCUCGCUCCCCAUGGGCGCAACAGAGCCGUUCGCUCUGGCGCUUGCUGUGUGUGUCUCAUUUGGCUCUGUGCCUCUUUGGUCUCGCGUCCUCGCUCCCCAUGGGUGCAACAGAGCCGUUCGCUCUGGCGCUUGCUGUGUCUCAUUUGGCUCGGUGCCUCUUUGGUCUCGCGUCCUCGCUCCCCAUGGGUGCAACAGAGCCGUUCGCUCUGGCGCUUGCUGUGUCUCAUUUGGCUUUGUGCCUCUUUGGUCUCGCGUCCUCGCUCCCCAUGGGCGCAACAGAGCCGUUCGCUCUAGCGCUUGCUGUUUCUCAUUUGGCUCUGUGCCUCUUUGGUCUCGCGUCCUCGCUCCCCAUGGGCGCAACAGAGCCGUUCGCUCUGGCGCUUGCUGUGUCUCAUUUGGCUCGGUGCCUCUUUGGUCUCGCGUCCUCACUCCCCAUGGGUGCAACAGAGCCGUUCGCUCUAGCGCUUGCUGUUUCUCAUUUGGCUCUGUGCCUCUUUGGUCUCGCGUCCUCGCUCCCCAUGGGCGCAACAGAGCCAUUCGCUCUGGCGCUUGCUGUGUCUCAUUUGGCUUUGUGCCUCUUUGGUCUCGCGUCCUCGCUCCCCAUGGGUGCAACAGAGCCGUUCGCUCUAGCGCUUGCUGUUUCUCAUUUGGCUCUUUGGUCUUGCGUCCUCGCUCUCCAUUGGAGCAACAUUGCAGUUUGCUCUGGCGCCUCUUUGCUCUAA
Suillus subalutaceus is the source of this 1140-nucleotide messenger RNA. RefSeq lists its product as uncharacterized. The record is from RefSeq and is a predicted model, not a curated record. The transcript has a single exon. NCBI's taxonomy places the organism in Eukaryota, Fungi, Basidiomycota, Agaricomycetes, Boletales, Suillaceae. Bases 1 to 1140 code for a protein of 379 amino acids.